Molecule: messenger RNA, 1568 nt
Organism: Leptidea sinapis
Lineage: Eukaryota; Metazoa; Arthropoda; Insecta; Lepidoptera; Pieridae
Gene: Lamtor2
Product: ragulator complex protein LAMTOR2 homolog
Exons: 2
Coding region: 216-593 (125 amino acids)
Biological process (GO): cellular response to amino acid stimulus; positive regulation of TOR signaling
Cellular component (GO): Ragulator complex
Molecular function (GO): guanyl-nucleotide exchange factor activity; molecular adaptor activity
Source: RefSeq, a predicted model, not a curated record
GGUAUUUUCCUACGGAAGUAGAAAACUCUAUUAAUUUCUAUUUAUUUUCCUCAUUAUUUUUCCUUGUUAGAGUAAUUAUAUUUUUUUUUGUGUCAGAUUCUUGCAACUCAGUAAAAAUAAUCUUUGCUGUAACUUACAGUAAAUGAAAAUUGAAAACUCAAAAUCAAAAAAAUUACAUAGUAAUACUGUGCAUGUAUUAAUUGCAAACUAAAACCAUGUUAAAACCUAAAGCUCUAACGCAAGUUUUAAGUCAAGCAAAUACUGGUGGAGUAGAAAACACAUUAUUGUUGACUCAUCAAGGCGCUCUUCUAGCAUAUUCUGGUUAUAAUGACAAAGAUGCCAGAGUGACUGCAGCAAUUGCAAGUAAUAUUUGGUCUGCCUACGAAAAACAUGGUCGAAAUGUGUUCAAGGAAGACAAGCUGCAUUUAAUCCUCGUAGACUGCCAAAGUGGGAAAAUAGCUGUUACACAAGUUGCUAAUUUGUUAUUAUGUUUGUACUCAAAAGAUACUGUUGGAUUUGGUAUUUUAAAAGAAAAAAUCAAUGCCAUUGCUCAGUAUCUGGAAGGUCCCUUGAAGCAAGUAGCAAGUUCAUAAAUUUAUAAACAGACUGAAAUAACAUAUUGGGAAUUUCUUAAUAUUAUAGAAAUGUUUGAAGACUGCUAUAAAAAGAAGAAAGGCUAACACCUAGCUAAUUAUUGGUAAUUUUGUAUCUAUAGUUUAUAGGUUUAUAUAUAUUGUUAUUUCAAUGUUUCCGAACCCUGAUAAUAAGUAUAGACAGUGAUUUAACUUAUAUUUUUAAAACAUGCCUGUGAUGUUAAAAUACAGUUCUCUUUUUCAUUUAUCAUUGCAUGAGGCAUUAAGUGUAAUGGGUUGCUUUUGUUUUACCAAUAUUAUAUUUAAAUGUGCCCAAACUACGAGAUUUACAAUGAAAAAGUAACAGUUGAUCAGUUUCAAAUAAUAAAGUUGUGAAGGUUGUAAGAUUGAACUUCUAUGUUGGAGACAGGUACAGGGUUCAAAGUUAUUUUUUUGCAUUAAAUAAAAUGUAGUACCUAUUGAGGGUUAAAUAGAUGUAAAAUUGUAGUACUCACUGUUUAUUUUCGACCUAUGGAGGGUUAAUAUACAGUUUUUUACUAAUGGAGGCUUUUUGGGCCUGAAGGGAAGAGAACAGUAGUCUUCUUUUGAGUUUUCAAAGGUUCGAGUUAAUGAGGUUCUACUGUAUGUUAAUUACACAUGGCCUGUAUCUUUUAAAUAUUCAUUAGAAGAACAUCCUAGAGAUGGAUGAAUCUACACAUUGUAAAUAGAUUUUCUGCCAGUUUCGGCCCAAAGGUCACAUCAACAUAAAGGCACUUCUUAAGACAGUGUAGUAUAAAUCCAUAUUUACUGUUUCAUCUUUGAUUUCUUUAUAUAUAUAUAUAUAUAUAUAUAAAGAAAUCAAAAUAUAUAUAUAUAUAUAUAAAUAGGCUUUGAACUCAGAAUUUACUUAUAUAUAAUGUAAGUCUUUUAUUUAAGAAAAUGAGUGUUAUUUGUAUAUUGCAUUGAAAUAUAGUAAAUUUUAAUGUGUUGUUUUAA